Messenger RNA from Archocentrus centrarchus (flier cichlid), 2234 nucleotides. RefSeq lists its product as uncharacterized. The record is from RefSeq and is a predicted model, not a curated record. NCBI's taxonomy places the organism in Eukaryota, Metazoa, Chordata, Actinopteri, Cichliformes, Cichlidae. Bases 729 to 2234 code for a protein of 501 amino acids. The transcript has 3 exons.
UGUGGGUUGCCGUAGUGACAGGAAGUAGGAAUAUGCUACGAGAUUUUAUUUGCUAAUUUUGGUUUAAUAAUGGCACAAUUAUUUUAUAACAAUAAGUUACAUGGCAUUUCAGUUAAUGUUUGUUUGUAAAAUUACCGGUGCUUAAAAGAAAACUAUAUUUGUAUUAAGUCAUGGAAAUGCAUGACCCGGAAGUGUGUGUUGUCAGUAGCGGGAGAGAACGGACACAAGAGAAGUCAGAGAGAAACGAAAUCGUCGAUAAAAGACUCAAAUCUACUAACGAUAUUCUACUACUGGUCAACAGGCGCACACGUUUUCACGGUGUUCCAGGUGUUCCAUUGAUGAUCCGUGCAUCGUUUAUGAUCUGUAAAAGAAAUAAAUGUCUGUGGACAUCAGUACGAAGCGUGAAGUCCUUUUGAGCAGACCAGAGUAGCUACAGUGAAAACGUGACCUGAUUCAUCGCACCGAGGGGGCGUUAUAGUGAAAACGUGACCUGAUUCAUCGCACCGAGGGGGCGUUAUAGCGACACGUGACCUGAUACGGCGCACUGAGGCGGCUUCACCCUGCAUCCACAAGGCGGCGCCAGAGUUCUUCACAUCCUGCCGCAAGCUACAGGCUUCAGAGUUCAACUGCGGGAGUAAGAUCAAGUCCAAAUGCGCAUCCUAUGGUCAGAUUGUGUAAUUAAACGGCCUCUGCUACUGAUGGAUGAAUAAGAGUUGAAUAAACACAAAAUGACUUCCAAUGAUAAUCCCUUGUUACAAAAUGAUUGCCAUAUUAACCAUGAGCCUCAAGAGCAAGGCAAACAAUGUACAGAAGCAGAUGUAAGACCAAAAGAAACUGUAAAGUAUGCUGUAACUGAUCAAGCUAAAACAGAGAUUAGAAAAUCCUCCCGUGAAAGACAUUUUACACCUAAAAUGCAGGAGCUAAAAGAGCAAGAAUUGGUCCAAAAGGAAAGAAAGUUCCAGUCAGUCUACGACAAGUGGAAAAUUAAAGUAAGAAACAUUCGCACAAGAUUAAAGGAAGAAUGCCCAGAAAAAGACUUAUACAGCAUGAUGGAUGAUGUUGAAUUGUUUGAUUCUGAAUUGAAAGAACUGUAUGACGAUAUCAGAAAGCAAACAGCCCCAAAUCAAGAAAUUCGGAGGAAAGUUGAUGCAUGCUCUGCUGUAACUUUGGACUUGAUGCAGUUAAUGAGAGUACGGCUAACAGAGGAUGCAAGUGAGUUUGAUGCGGUAGCAGAAAAGGCAAGAUUACGCAUGCUCCUUGACAAUGAAUAUGCCAGAUCAAUAUAUGGAUCUACCACCUCCAGAGUAACUGCACACAGCCCUCAUUCUGACCAUUUCUCAGAGUCAACCAGCAUCUCUCACAAGAGAGCCGAGACAGCCGCACAGCUAGCUGCAAAGAAAGCUGAAAUUGAAAUGGAAGAUGCUAUUGAAGCUCAUCGUCAACAACUGAAAAGGCUUGAAAACCAAAGAGACAUUGAAGUAAUGCAAGCAAAGCUGAAGGUUUACACUGAAGAGGAGAUCAAAGACAAAAAUGAGAAAUGUGCACAUGGUAAAGUAAGUUCUAGCCUGUCCACCUCUUAUAUUGAAUGUCACAGUGAUGCCCAGCCAGUCACAAAAAAUGAGUCAGCCAUUGUGCAGGCAGUUCAAGAGUCAAUAGCUCUUACUCGGUUACCUGCUCCAGAGCCUACUGUGUUUUAUGGUGACCCUCUAAAGUUUAUAGAGUGGAGCACAAGCUUUAAAGCUCUUAUAGAAAGACGCUGCUCAAAUCCUGCAGACAGGCUAUUUUACCUGCAAAGAUACAUUGCAGGAGAGGCAAAAUCCACACUUGAAGGCAGCUUCUACCGGAAAGAUGAAGAAGCCUAUAAGCAAGCAUGGGACAGGCUCGAUGCAAGAUAUGGACAUUCAUUUAUAGUGCAACGUGCUUUUAGAGAGAAACUUAACAAAUGGCCAAAAAUUGGUGGAAAAGAGUAUGUCAAACUGAGAGAGUUCAGUGAUUUCCUGCAAACAUGUAGCAAUGCAAUGCCUCACAUAAAAGGUCUACAAGUGCUAAAUGACUGUGAGGAGAACCAGAAGUUGCUGGUCAAACUCCCAGAUUGGAUAACAUCCAGGUGGAAUCGCUAUGUAACAGAACAGCUAGAUCAAGGUAAGGACUAUCCAAGCUUCCAAGACUUUGCUUCCUUUAUCUCUAAGGAGGCACGCAUAGCAUGCUUCAGACACCUCAGCCACUGCAACUAA